Messenger RNA from Trypanosoma cruzi, 2304 nucleotides. RefSeq lists its product as uncharacterized. The transcript has a single exon. Gene Ontology annotation, molecular function: calcium ion binding. The record is from RefSeq and is a predicted model, not a curated record. Bases 1 to 2304 code for a protein of 767 amino acids. NCBI's taxonomy places the organism in Eukaryota, Euglenozoa, Kinetoplastea, Trypanosomatida, Trypanosomatidae.
AUGUGUUUGUUUGUGCAUGCGGGGGGAAAUAUAUAUAUAUAUGUUUUUCUUUUCUUUCUUUUUUUUAUUUUGUUUGAAAGGAGGGACGUCUUGUGGGAGCGCGGCACCAAGUACGCACAUUCCCUCCUGUUAUUGAGCCACACAUUUACAUUUUCCACUUCACACAAAAUUACCCGCAAAAGGGAAGGGGAAAGACGAGGUCGGGGCCAUUUGCAGCGACGGCACGCUCUCGUUUUUUCCCUUGGAUUUAUUUUCCAGUUUAUUUAUUAUUAUUCUUUCUUGUUUUUGUUGCUUUGUAGUGCGGCGGAAAUAAAAAUGAGACAGCUCGCUGGGGGCGUGAGCGUCAUGCUGAGCGCGGUGACUGCACUUGGUUUUUUGCUGCUCAUUCGCCGUGCAUUGGGCUGUAAUCAAAUGGUAACACUCAACAGGACGCUGCACGUUCUCCGCUGUCGCGAGAGACCACAUGACAGCAGGUUGCAGCGGUUUUUUGAGUGGAUUUGUGGCACGUCGUGCGUGAACUCUGUGGUGGUGCUCCGCACUGCCAACCCGCAUGACGCGGUGCUGUACCACACCCUGCUGCUGCCGCUACAAAAGAAGUUGAAUUAUUCUUUUAUCCUUGCCGUGGAAAAGGUGACGGAACUGGACAAAAUGGUUGUUAUUGAACUUCGUACACGUGAGUUUCACAGGGAAUAUACUCGCGGGGCGAUGCUGGCGUUCCCGGAGUUGCCGAAAUGCUCUGUAGCCACAGCUCCCUCCAUCGUCUCUAGCUGCAAGGCGCAGGAACGCCUUGUACUAUGCCGCGUUCCACUCCCGGAUUUGCGCGUCUAUCGCGACAUUCCGGCCGUUAUUUCUCGACUCAUUGCAGCUCACGGGGAGAACAGGCGGCUGUUUUCUUCGUACGCAGAGGAGAUGCUGUUUUAUCUUCCAUUUAUUGAGGCAAAUAGCCGGUGCCAAAAUCACCCACAGCAACAAAGCCAUCAAAUAGGUACAACGACAGUGACUAAGGCGUCGUCAUCCACGGCCUCGCUGUCUCACGGAGAGGAGAAAAAUGUGUUUUCUGGGCCCGACACGUUUACGCAGGUGGAGGCCGCUGUCUUGGGGAACUCCUUCCCCUCAACUGGGAGGAGUGACGAGAGCGCUGGGUUGGCAUUACUUGGCGAUGUCAUCGACAUCAAUGCUACGAUGUUCUCUACUUCAUGGCUGGUGGGGGUCGGGGAUGAGGCGGUUAGGACUGCUGAAGAUGUGGGUUCAAUGAACUCCCGUGGCGAGGACCAAUUUAUUCACGAUGCCAUCCACGAGGCAUUUUUUCACGUGGUGCUUCGUACGCCGCUCGCUCGCCCCGACUUCCUCGCUGCUGAAACACUGAAGUUGCACCCAUUCAAAGUAUGGCGCGCAAGUCGUCGAUCGCGACGUGCAGCUGCGGAAUUGUACGUUUUGGAUGUUGCGGCAGCGAAGGGUGAUGCCGUGAUAAGUUUUGCCCAUGUGGUUGAUGAGGUGGUGGCGCAGGCGGUUCUUGUGCACCACCGCGGGUCAUUGGCGGAAUUUGUGGAUGCGCUGUUUGCACGGUUUGCGCUGCGGUACACACCCGUCAUUCCCGCUCUGCGUGAAGUCGUCGAGCGUCGGCGUGGGGGGGUGCAGCGGCGGCAGCCGUCGGGAGAGAACUCUGAGAGGGAUCUCCGCAUGGAAGGGAGCGUCAACUGCUCCCCGCCUGGUGCGGGUCCGAGUGGUCUCGCGGUGGGCUUUGAGGACGGGGUGGUUGACGACGAGGAGGACAUCGAUGAGGUUGUGCGAGAACUCCACUACACACGGGAGUAUAUUCUUGAGCACCGCAUUACGUUUUACAAUGCCGUACUCACGGCGCAGGGAUCCAACCAACUGGAGGAAGUCUUUGGUGUGCCAGCAACCGUCUUUCCCUUUUUGCCCUGCGCCCGGGAGAGCGUGGCGUUUGUCACGCACGCCUAUGAGUGCAUUGUCGCGGAGUACGGGCCUCUGGAUUUCCACAACUUCACAAAAUACGCACACGAUGUCUUUGUGCGGGACCGACCCGAGAUUGUCCGACACGCCCCGCGCAUCUUUCGAAUGCUUAACAAAACUCGGUCCGGUGUUAUCUCCUUCGAGGAGCUUUGCUGUUGGAUCGCACGAAAACUCUCAUCUGGCUCACGGCAGCGGCCGGACGCCCACCUCAUUGCUAUUGCGAUGUCCUUACGCCUGCCGAUGGCGCUGGUGUUCAACAAACGGAAGCAGUGGCCGCGGAUGGAGUGUGCGUUGGCCUCCCUGUCAGAUGCGGAUGUGGAAGGCUACUAA